GUUCAUAAUGUCGGCGGCUUGUGGUUUGUGUGUGAGGGGGUUUCCUCACUUUGCAGCAGACACCACUCUUCCCUCCUGCUGCUUGCUCUCUGUUGUUGGGCUCCCAUAUCACUCGCUCAGCACCUCCAGCUCGGUGUUGUUGCUGCUGUUGUUGUCGGUGAUUGUGGUGGCUGUGACUCCGCACACGCUGGGACGUUAUUAACGCAGCAGUAGCAGUUGUUGUUCUUGUCCGCUGCUUUUGAGGCAGCGCAUUCUCUGUUUUCUUUGCCCUUCCCCCUUCCUGUUCGUGGUCGUCCUUGACCAAUGAGUCGCUUCUUGUCGCCCCUGACACGGGGCCUGCGCGGCGCUGCUGGUUCAGCUGCCAUGCCCGCGUCGUCGAGAAUGACCACCGUGCGCGCGCAUGGUGUGGCCACCUCUGGUGCCCGCGCCUCUGCCGCGCCCAUGUCUCCCAUCGCACACUUCGUCCGUGCACUGGCCAGCCAACCCUCACCAACCGAGGCCUUUCUCAACGGCACAUCCACGCCAUAUGUUGAGGCCAUGCAUGAGGAAUGGAAGAAGGACCCAAACUCCGUACACGCUUCCUGGCGCAAGUUCUUUGAGCUUGAGGGCAAGGGCUACGGCAAGGGUGCCUCCUACACACCCCCGCCAGGCAUGAACGCCGCCACACCUCUGAGCCCAGAGAUUGCCGGCGACAUGUCCCUUAACGACAUCCUCGCACAUGUCAAGGUUGAGCGACUGAUUCGUGCAUAUGAGGUUCGCGGCCACAACAUUGCGGACCUCGACCCCCUCGGCAUCCUCCACGCAGACCUGGACGGCGACAUCCCGCCUGAGCUGCAGCUCGAUUACUACCACUUCACCGAAGCUGACCUCAACCGCGAGAUUGUUCUUGCGCCCCGCCCCAUCUUCAAUGACGCGAGCAAGAUGACGCUGCGUGACAUCAUUGCCACGCUCAAGCGCGUCUUCUGCCGUGACAUUGGCUUUGAGUUUAUGUUCAUUCAGGAGCGCGACCGUGUGCUGUGGCUGCAGGAGCAGAUCAAGAACUCUGACGAGCGCUACAGCCCGGAGAAGCGCAAGGACAUUCUUACAGACCUCAUCCAUGCCGGCGGCUUUGAGGACUUUUUGAAGAAGAAGUACGUGAGCGAGAAGCGGUUUGGCAUUGAGGGCUGCGAGAGCCUGAUUGCCGGUAUGAAGAGCAUGCUCUUCAAGGGCCACGAGCUCGGCGUCGAGUAUGCAGUGCUCGGUAUGCCGCACCGUGGGCGCCUCAACAUCCUCCACAACGUCAUGCAGAAGCGUGGCGAGGUCAUCUUCAACGAGUUUGCCUCCCGUCUCGAGCCAGACGACGAGGGCUCUGGUGACGUCAAGUACCAUCUGGGCAUGUCCUCUGACAUCAGCUUCCCGAACCGCGAGGGCACGAUGCACCUGUCGCUGAUGGCCAACCCGUCGCAUCUCGAGGCCGUCAACCCCGUCGUUGAAGGCAAGGCGCGCGCCGAGCAGGAGUAUCGCGGCGAUACGGAGCGCAAGAAGGUCAUCCCCAUCCUCCUCCAUGGCGACGCUGCGUUUGCCGGACAGGGUGUUGUGUACGAGUCGCUUGGCCUUGCGUCCCUGCCGGCCUACACCACGGGCGGAACCAUCCACAUCAUCGUCAACAACCAGAUUGGCUUCACCACAGACCCCCGUCUCUCCCGCUCAACCCCCUACUGCACCGACGUCGCAAAGAUGCUGGGCGCGCCAAUCUUCCACGUGAACGGUGACGACCCGGAGGCCGUUGUCCGCUGCUGCGAGCUCGCCAUGGAGUGGAGACAACAAUACGGCACGGACGUUGUUGUUGAUAUUGUGUGCUACCGCCGCCACGGCCACAACGAGGCCGACCAGCCUGCGUUUACCCAGCCGCUCAUGUAUGAGAGGAUUGGCAAGCAGAAGCCGACGCCACAGCUGUACGCCAACCGCCUCCUUGAAGAAGGCGUUGUGGACCAGGCGUGGAUUGAUGAGGUUGCCAAGGAAUACGAGCAGCGCUUGGCGACUGCCUUCGACAACGCCCCGAGCUUUACCAACGUGAGGCCGGAAUACUUUGGAUCUCGCUGGAACAAGCACCUGGUCAAGCUUGGCCUUGCCCCGCCACGCGAGACGGGCGUGGACAUCGACACCCUCAAGACCGUUGGCGUGCGCGCUGCGGAGUAUCCAGAUGACUUUACCGUGCACAAGGCGCUGAAGAAGGUUCUUGCUGCGCGCCGGGAGUCUGCUGAGGCCGGCGAAGGGAUUGACUGGGCAACCGCGGAGUCGCUUGCCUUUGGCACGCUCCUGCUUGAAGGCACGCACGUGCGGCUGAGCGGGCAGGACGUCGAGCGCGGCACGUUCAGCCACCGCCACCACGUGCUGCAUGACCAGAAGGAGGACAAGCGGCUGCACACUCCUCUGCAACACCUGGCGGAGGAAGGCCAGACCAACUACACCGUGUCCAACAGCCACCUCUCCGAGUACGCUGCGCUUGGGUUUGAGCUCGGCUAUUCGCAGGCGCACCCGAACCAGCUCGUGUGCUGGGAGGCGCAGUUUGGCGACUUCCACAACACGGCGCAGUGCAUCAUUGACCAGUUUAUUGUCUCUGGCGAGCACAAGUGGAAGCGGCAGUCUGGCCUUGUGAUGCUGCUGCCGCACGGGUACGAGGGCAUGGGCCCCGAGCACUCGAGCGCCCGUCUGGAGCGCUUCCUCCAGCUCUCUAACGAGGACGAGUCGGAGUACCCACCGAUGGCGCGCGAUGCCCGGAAGCAGAUUCAGCUGUGCAACAUCCAGGUGCUCAACUGCACGACCCCCGCCAACUACUUCCACGCCCUGCGCCGCCAGGUCUACCGCGACUUCCGCAAGCCGCUCGUCAUGAUGACGCCAAAGAGCCUCCUCCGCCACCCGCUCUGCAAGUCGUCGUUUGAGGAGAUGAAGCCCAACACGCGUUUCCGCCGCUUCAUCCCCGAGGAAGAUGACAACGUCCUCGCAAAUCAGAACAUUCGCCGGCUUGUGCUGUGCUCUGGCAAGGUGUACUACGACCUGCUGCAGCACCGUGAGGAGAACAACAUCACCGACGUUGCCAUUGGCCGCGUUGAGCAGAUCAGCCCCUUCCCGUUUGACCUCGUCCACAAGCAUGCGGAUGACUUCCCCAACGCGGAGAUUGUGUGGUGCCAGGAAGAGCCGCGCAACAUGGGCGCAUGGACAUAUGUGCGUCCGCGCAUCGAGACUGCACUCAGCAAAUCCACACACCACGCCGGCGACCGUCCCAGGUACAUUGGCCGCACCCCGUCUGCAUCUGUUGCCACGGGCGACAAGAAGACGCAUCAUGAUGAGCAGGUCAAGCUGGUCAGCGAGGCCCUCGAGUAAAUGACACGUGUCUGCUGUUGUUGUUGCUGCUGUUGUUUGCCCCGUCCUUUUUUCCUUUCUCUGAUUGUCUUGUUUCGUCGUGUGGUCGCCUGUCUCUGGUGGCUGUUUGUUUGUGCCGUCUUGUUUGUGCCUCUCGCUGCCCCUGUGGACAUGUGCUUGCAUGCGCACACACGCGCACGCGCAUACCUUGCUGCCUCCAUUCCGUGCUUGGUUGGCGUCUUUGUUGUUUCGUGCAACCAGCUUCAGACACGUUGCUUUGCGUUUUGUGUCAUGACUUGUUUUGCUACUGCGUCUCUCUCUUUUCCUCUCGUGUGCAUCCAUGGUCACCACAAGCAGUGUGCGUCCGUGUGCUGGUGUGAUGGCGUGUUGGUAUUGCACGCGUGUGGCCGUGAGUCGAAAACAAAGGAAGCGAGCUCUAUCGAACCAAA
Molecule: messenger RNA, 3791 nt
Organism: Salpingoeca rosetta
Lineage: Eukaryota; Choanoflagellata; Craspedida; Salpingoecidae
Product: 2-oxoglutarate dehydrogenase
Exons: 18
Coding region: 304-3363 (1019 amino acids)
Biological process (GO): tricarboxylic acid cycle
Cellular component (GO): oxoglutarate dehydrogenase complex; mitochondrion
Molecular function (GO): oxoglutarate dehydrogenase (succinyl-transferring) activity; thiamine pyrophosphate binding
Source: RefSeq, a predicted model, not a curated record